Messenger RNA from Trypanosoma conorhini, 2346 nucleotides. RefSeq names its product trichohyalin. The record is from RefSeq and is a predicted model, not a curated record. The transcript has a single exon. The coding region runs from base 1 to 2346 and encodes 781 amino acids. NCBI's taxonomy places the organism in Eukaryota, Euglenozoa, Kinetoplastea, Trypanosomatida, Trypanosomatidae.
AUGUCCUCGCUGAAGGGGGCACCGAGCCUGAGUCGGCCCCCGACAAAGGGGUUCUCCUACGACGCCUUCGACGACGACUUUGACGACUACAUCGCUCCCGUAGAGAGUGAGGAGGAGGAGGAGCAUGCAAAGAAGGAGAAGCAUGUGAAGAAAAAAGACAAGGCGCGAAAGAAGUCGCGGAGCAAAAAGGCGGAGCACCAGACGACGUCCACCGGCCGUGGGGAGGAGGUGGGGACGACCGGGCGACGCGGCGACGCGGGCGUGCAGAGUGCACCAGCCCCCGCCGUUGGCCACGACUCCGCUGAUGACGCCGCGACGCAGUACUCGGAUGACUUUGAGGACGAUGACGCCAUCCCUGCCCCCGCCUCCCCGUCUGUGGAUAGAGCGGGCGAGCUGCAGCGAGCCCGGAAGGGGGAGCAGGAGGAGGAGGAACGACUAGAGCGCAUCGCGGAGGAAAAGAUGCGGGAGGCGCGCGAGUCCCAUGAGAGACAAGUGCGGCAGUGGCAGCUAGAACAGGAGAGGGCGGCGCGGGCCAUGCAGCAGCAACAAGAAGAGCUUCGUGCGCAGAUGGAAGAGUUGAAGCGGCUGCAGGAGCAGAAGACAAGCGAGGCGGAACAGGGGGUGAAGCCGACUUCGACGACUACGGCCCCGGCGGGUGAUGACAAAAACGACAACUUCAGCACUGCCGCGGCGGAACGACAGCAGUUUACAGAGCAGCAGCGCCGUCGACUCCGUGAAAGGGAGCGUGCGGUGCAUCUGCGGCGACUAGAACAGGAGGAGGCUGCGAGAACUUUGUUUCAACGUCUUGCGCAGGACGUUCGCGAGGUGUUUCACGAGCUAAACCUUUCUGUUGUGGCCUCAGAGAAGGAGCGGCUCAUUAAAGACGAGCGUUACCGCAAAGAACGGGAGGCCAAGGACCGCCGAGACGAGCUGGAGCUGCAGGAGCGAAUGCAGAAGGAGGCCAAAGAACGCGAGGAGCGCGAGGCGAAGUUUUGGGGCGCCCUUGAGACCCGUGAGACCCGUUUUCGUGAAUUCCUGGAGGCCAAGACGCUGAAGGAUGAGGCGGAGCGUGAGGCGCGCUGGAAGCGUGAUCUCGAGGACCGUGAGGCGCGUCUGCGGAGUGACAAGGACGUGCGCAGUGAGCUUGACCGCAUGGACAAGGAGCGCCGCGAUCGUGAGGACAAAAACACUCGCGAGCGGGACCGCGCGCUCAUUCAGAAUCUACUGGAUGAUGUGAAGCGGCAGUAUGAAACUCAGAUGGAGGAGGCGCGGCGCCAGUCCGAGCUUGACCGCGCACAUGCGGAGGAAAUGCACCGCAUGGAGCUCGCCGCCAUAGAAAAGCGCCAUGCGGAAGCAGCAGGACAGAGUGAUAGACUCCACAUGCAGCAAAUUCAAAUGCUAGAGUCGCACACAGGAAAUGCUGCGAGGCUGGAAAAAAUUAUUGAGCAGAUGCAUUCUGACAUGGAGGCCACGAAAAAGAUGAAUGCGACGCUCACCGAGGAACGGCUAACGGCGUUGCGACAGAAGGAGCAGUUAAUCGAUGAGCAAAAAUCCCUUGUGGAAACGGUUGUAGAGGAACUCAAGUAUACAAAGCAGGAGCUGGAAAAGGAACGCGCUCGAGUUGCCUCCUUGUACGCCAAGUUUGAUAUCUCGCUCUCCAACUUCACCAAGGAGGCUGCCGAGGAACGACGACGGUGCCAGGAAGCUCAGUCGCACUAUGAAACGCUACGGCAGCAAUUGGAGAAGGAUCGAAAAAUGAUGCUCUACGAGGUUUCCCAGGAGCGAAAGGCCUUUGAGCAGCAGUACGAGGAAUUUAUGGCGAAGAAGCUGCAGGCCAUGUCUGAGCUCCAAGAGGAAAGAAUGGCAAUUGCCCGAGAGCGCACGGAGGCUGCCAUGUUGCGGGAGCGCCACAACACGGAUGAGAUGGAGGUGCUUAAAUCCUUGCGUGCGCAGGAGGAGGCCUACGCGGCAAAGGUUGAGACCAUCGAUGAGGACCGCUUGGCUGUCAAGGCGAUGCGGUGUGAGCAAAAGCGCCUUUUAGACGAGGCCUCAGCCGAGCGCGAGGCACUUCGAAAAGAACGUGAGGCCUUUGAGUCGGAUAAAAAUGAACUUUUGCGUCGCUUCGAGGAGUUGCAAUUCCGUGCGGCCGAAGCGGGCGCCACACAUGACCGCCUUCGACGGGAGGUGGAGCUGAAUAGCACCGCAAAGGCGAAGCCGAAGGCGGCGGCCGCGGCGGGAUGGGCCCCCACGCAGGCAGAUUCUGCACCUGCGGUGGGUGCGGUCUCGCGGCUGCAGAUUGAUCUCUCGCGACAGCGUGCUAUAUUGAAGCGCAUCUCCCAACCGUAA